Molecule: messenger RNA, 1324 nt
Organism: Nicrophorus vespilloides
Lineage: Eukaryota; Metazoa; Arthropoda; Insecta; Coleoptera; Silphidae
Exons: 4
Coding region: 89-1090 (333 amino acids)
Source: RefSeq, a predicted model, not a curated record
AUUUACUGUGAAAUGUGUAUUGAAUCUGAAUUGUUUGUUUACACUUUAAUAUAACCUAAAAAUAUAUUCAAAACUGAUUGAAAUAUAAAUGAUAAUGAGUAAUCAUAGAUAUGUGUUCAGUGAAGAAUCUGUAUCAUCGAUUGCAGCGUUCAAAGAAGCAGUGUCAAAGAACAAUCAUCAUUCAAAACUUGCCGGAAAAUGGAAUCAUAUUUUACCUCAGAAUGAAGAGUUAUUAAAGAGGAUUGAAGUAAACAAAAAGGAUUUUGUUAUUAACUUAGAAGAGUCUAAUCAAUCAACAAUAGUUUCUACAGUGAGCAUCAAGCCUAUAAUCAAUGAAUCAAACACUAGCAAUGUUGAAUAUCACUUAAAUAUUUUGAUGCAACAAUUGAAGCAUUUAGAUUUGAUUCCGGAUCAAACUUUCACUGAGAUCCAAAGUAAUUUAACAAAUAACCAAAUGGAAGAGUUAUUCCAAUUACUGUCAAGGAGUGUGCAUAUUGAGGAUAUCCAUAAAUUGGGAAAAUCUGUAGCCAAAUGUGUGAAUGCUAAUGAUUUAUGUGUAUUAUAUAGUAACAUAAUAUUUGUGAAGUUGAGUGAAGAACAAUCUGAUAAGAUCACUGAGGUUCUUUUGUUGCUCUUAGAGUCAUAUCCAGUCAUCAUCAAUGUCCAAUUAUCUAAAUAUUUGGUGAAUCUCAAGGAAGAAUGUCCACGCGCUCUGCAAGAGAAUUUGAAAUAUCUAAAGGCUUCGCAUAAACAGGCACUUUUACGAGAAUUCAUCCAGAAUUGCUCGAAACUGGAGGUGGCGCAUUUCCCGCUCUGCGAGUUACUAAUUAACGAGCAAUUGGAUCAGGGUGCAGUGAAGAAGUUCGUCAAUAUGUUGACUAAAUCUUCAAUGGAAUACAACGGCGAUAAGAAUUUUGGAAAAUUACUGCUGCAAGUUAUUGUGAAAGUCGGAAAUAUUGUUAAGUAUUUCGAGGACGAUUUCAGGUCUAUAAUAAAGAAUCACAGAAGCCCAUGGAAAGUGAAAUUAACGAAAACAUUUGAGAAUGCUAUCAACAGUUUUGACAGCGUCAACGAAACCAUGCACUUUUGAUUCGAUAAUGAAAGAAAUACAUGAUUUUCAAGAAUCUAUUGCAUUUAUUUACUCAGAAUGUCUACAUAGAACUCUACUUGUAAUUAUAAUUUAGAAUGGAGUGUUGAACCCACUGGGACGAAGAGGAUUUACUAAUAUCUAAACAGUUUGGACAAAUAUUGGAAAUACAUAUCAUGUCACAAAAUGGCUGUAAAAUAAGAAGAAACAUAAUAUAAAAAUACAUAUUUUUGAGAU